UUCAUUUGCAUUUCGGCUCUUUAAUACUCUCCCUCCACUUCCUCCACCCAGAAUGUCGCUUUUCACCUUCUGGAAAGGGCCCUUCUUAGCCCCUUAUCUCUAGCAAUCAUCCUCCCCUGUACACUCCAUCCUGCCCUCUAGACACUCUUCUCCCCAAAUCCUCCUCCAUCGGAAUCUCACCUACGGAACCCACAGCAGGAAAUCAGCCAGGAUUCCCAGAUUCAGGAUUCAGAACCCACCUCCUUCGAGAAUUCUCUCCCAGAAUGUUUUUAAUCCUUUUAGAGCCCUUCCCCCAGAAUCUACCUUUCACCAGAAUUUCCUUCCGUUUUAAGUUUCCGCCCCCCAGAACUCUCCUCUUCAGAGCCCUCAACCAGACCCCCCCCUUUCUCUGAAUCUUCCUCCACUCAAAGGGCCCCAGAAUCUCCCACUGCCCGCAGUCCACUUUUCCCAGAACGUCCCCGCCAGAAUCUCCUUUCACAAGUGUUCUCUCCCUUUCAGACCCCCCUCCUUCAGAAUCUACCUUUCCUAAGAAUUCCGUUUCCUUCAGAGCGUCCUCUAACCAGCAACUGCCUCCCCUGGAAUUUCCCUCUCCCAGAAUUCUCCACUUCUUAGAGACCCUCCCUCCAGAUUCCCCCCUCUUCAAGGUCUCUACCUUAAAAUCCCUCUUUCUCUGGGGUCCUUCAAAUCAUCUCUUCACUCCCCCAAAUCACCCAACUCUCCAGGCUCCUUCCCCAUAGUAUUCUCCAUCCCCAGUCCCCCCAAUCCCCUCUGAGGAAUCUCAGGAUUAGGUUCCCCUUGGCUCCCCCCCCCCUCCCCCCAGGAUACUCCUUUCCCAGUCAAAAGGGUUCUUUAUCAGGGCUGCAGAGAGCCCACAGUUUCUUCAGUUUCCCUGGCAGCAGAAUCCGAGGUUCAAGGUUCAAAGGGGUGUGGUCGCUUACCUGGUGCCUGGAAAAUGGAGACAGGGUGGAGAUUGGUAGGUGGGUCUGUGGCAGGAGGGAGGAUCCUCCAGCCCAGAGUCCAGCUCCAAAAGGGUGGGAGAGGGGAGAGGUGAAGGAAGGGAGCAUCCAGAGGCUGACCUGGGAGGACACACACGCAGAUACACAGCACAAGAGAGAGACGGGCACACAUGAAGGAGCAAGACAAAGAAGGGGCCGAUGGAGAAGAGGAGAAAGAAGGUAGACAGAAGAUCAAUUACAGAUGGACCCAGAAAACACAAGUGACGGCGAUUCGGAGGCAGAGAGACCAGCCCUCAGAGAAAGAAGACAGACAGGACCCUGGGCUGGGACCAGAAAAGGCCUGGGGGGUGGGCAGGGUGCCCAUGUGGCCUCUCUGGACCAUCCUUCUGCUGGUAUGGCCCUUGGGAGGCCUAGGAUCACCCCUCUGCCCUCGGGAGCCUUUCUACUUCCUUGUUGCCAUCAUGAAGAUGCUGGGAAACAAAAAUGAUGGCACUCUCUACACCCCUGAUGAUCUCUCGGUUUGUCCUGCUGAGACUCUGGGAUGCUUCCGGCUGGAGCUUUCUGUGAUCCAGUUCGAAGAGGGCCGAUCCAUGGGGAUUGCUGUGUUCCGGCUACAGCGUUUGCUGGAUGCAUUGGGGUCCCGGCUGUGGGUGACUGGCCAGGGUCCUUGUCCACCCUGUGAAGGACAUCCCCAGAGACCCGUCCCCCUCUUUCUGGCCAAGCUCUUGGAGUUAUUACAGGGGGCUUGUGCUAGGCACCUGCCCUCAGCAUGAGCCUGGGAGGACACAGACUCCCUAGUACUGCUGAAGGGCCCGGGAGGUGUGAGACAGAGGGCACUUGGUCUCCAGUCCCAGCUGCCAAUCCAAAGCCUUCUCCUUCUGGGCCAAAGGCCCCCAUCUGGAGCCCAUGGAACCAAGGGGAAGAGAGAAGGAGGAAAAUCUGAAGCCUGAAGUCUCUGACCUACAGGGGUAGGGGGUUAGGUAAAUUGGCCCCCACCUGCCCCUCUUCUCCAUCUGAGGUACUCCCUCCUCUCUCCUCAUUCAGGAAGGGACAAAGCAUUGCACAGGUGUCUUCCAACCUCACCCCACCCCUACAGGACAGGGAGAGUCUUGUGCCUCAUGUCCCUGGCUGCAAAUAAUUACCAUCUGGAGAGCUUUCGGGUGACACUGAUGGUUAGGCUAGAUGUUGAUAAUUGGUCUCUGGUGCGUCCUGCCUGAACAGCUAUAGCUUGAAAAUCAACUUUAUUGAAAAUACAACUUUAUUGAUGUGUAAUUUGUAUACAGUAAAAAGCAUACGUUUUAAACGUGCAUUUCAAUGAGUUCUGACAAAUAUAUACACACAGCCACAUUUCCAUCACCCCAAAGCAUCAUCCCUUAUGCCCCUUCCCAGUCUUCACGUCCCGUCGUAGACAUCCAUUAAUCUGCUUCCUGUCUGUAUAGAAUUAGCUUUGCCUCCUCUAGAGAUUCAUAUGAACGGAAUCAUACUAUACAUAUUCUAGUGUCCGGCUUCUUUCACUCAGCAUGAUGUUUUUGAGAUUCACUCACAUGCGUAUCAGCAGUUUGUUACUAUUCCAUGGUAUGAAUGCACCCGAAUUGGUUUAUCCAUUCUCCUCAUGGUGGACAUUGGGUUGUUCCCACUUUGGGGCUAUUGCACAUCUCUCUUCUAUCUUCUUACAUAUUCUUACAUAGUGGUAGGGUUGAGAACCACUGAGACACCAAGGAAGAACCUUCUACGAGGAGAAAAUUACUGCUCCCUCACUUUCCUGGAGUAAAUAGCUUUCUGCAGCAGUGUCAAUAGGCAUUUUACAUGUGGGAUCCUAUUUUAAAGAGCUGGUGUUUAAAAGAAUCAAACUUGGGGGCACCUGGGUGGCUCAGUCGGUUGCAUGUCCAACUGUUGAUCUCAGGGUCACGAGUUCAAGCCCUGCAUUGGGCUCCACUAGACGCAUGAAGCCUAAUUAUUAAGUAUGUAUAAACAUGUGGGUACCAAGCUCAUAGAAGGGAAAACAUUUUUAUAGAAUGACCAGCCCCUCCCCAGUCUGUCUUGGGUUCAGGCUGAGAUGUUGGAUCAAGGAGUGUGUGCUCACACAGACACACCUGUGGUGUAUUCAUUCCCUGAUAGUGUCUUUGUGAGCCCACUGUUGGCCUGACCACACCAUCUGACUCUGUAACCAGGUGCAUAUUAAAUUUCUGUAAACUGAA
Herpailurus yagouaroundi (jaguarundi) is the source of this 3154-nucleotide messenger RNA. RefSeq lists its product as uncharacterized. Bases 1127 to 1729 code for a protein of 200 amino acids. The transcript is spliced from 4 exons. Lineage: Eukaryota; Metazoa; Chordata; Mammalia; Carnivora; Felidae. The record is from RefSeq and is a predicted model, not a curated record.